CCCGCUGGGCCUCAAGGUGAUGGUGGGGACGGGCGCUGCUGCACGUUGCCCUGACGCGCGCGCGAGGGGGGUGUGGGGGAGGUGAAGGGAGCGAGUGCGCGCGCGGCAGCAGCAGCGGCCGUUGGGUCAACCGCCGCCCGGUGUGUCUCCAUGGCUCCGGGCCCGUGAGGAGGAGCAGUGGCUUGACCACAAGAGUCUUCAAUAUGUUCAAGAAAUAUUUUUGAAAGGUGGGGAAUUAGCAGAAGAAGAAAAAGUUUUCAAAGAUCAAAAACUUGUAUUUUUUUUUGUAUAUCUGUAAAGGAAUAAGAGGAACCUCAGCCACAUUUCAUCAAAAUGCAAAGGAGCAUAUUACAAACCACAUCUCAGCUAGCAAAUGGGACAUGUUUGUUUUUUUCUCCCACUAAUAUCUUUCAGUGCUUAAAAGAACAAUCAGUCUCAUCUAAUGUUGGAUGCAAAGUGAUUUUGGCACUGGGCCCUCCUAAACGAUGUCAUCAUGCAGGUGCAGCGCUGUUUGCUUCAAAGAAAAGUGCAUUUUCAUCCCAGCCAGCAAACGCUCCUCACAAAGUACCAGAAGAGAGAAAUGCUUUGACUUCAGCCAAUGUUAUGCCCAAGCAGAGCCCUGUAGAAUCAGAUUCUUCAGACCCUGAUCCAUUACAAGACAAAUCAAUUAGUCUUUUCCAGAGAUUCAAGAAAACUUUUAAACAGUAUGGAAAAGUCAUGAUUCCAGUGCAUCUUUUGACUUCCACUGUAUGGUUUGGAUCCUUUUACUAUGCAGCCAUGAAAGGAGUGAAUGUUGUUCCAUUCCUAGAAUUGAUUGGCUUACCAGACAGCAUAGUAAAUAUCCUGAAAAAUUCCCAAAGUGGAAAUGCACUAACUGCAUAUGCAUUGUAUAAAAUUGCAACUCCUGCCAGAUAUACUGUAACUUUAGGAGGAACAUCCCUCACUGUCAAAUAUCUACGUAAGAAUGGCUAUAUGUCCACACCACCACCAGUAAAGGAGUAUCUGCAAGACAGAAUGGAGGAAACAAAGGAUAAAAUCACAGAGAAGAUGGAGGAAACAAAGGAUAAAAUCACAGAGAAGAUGGAAGAGACAAAGGAUAAAAUCACAGAGAAGAUACAGGAAACCAAAGAUAAAGUUUCAUUUAAAAAAAUAAAGGACUAGGAAAGAUGCUUAAUUAUUGGAUAUAUCAAACUUAGCACUUUAAGCCUUUGAGGCAGGAGAUACGAAGUGCACUUCUGAGCUUUCAUCUUUUUGUCUGGAGACUACAAUUGCUCUGUGGAUUAAAAAUUUCUGCACGUUCACCAAGGCUAAGGUUCCCUAGGGGAGGGUAAUUGCAGCAAAAUUUUCAUUUAUAAAAGCAAAAAUGAAUCUCAGAUUAGAAGUUCAUUUGUCCAGUGGUUAAUAGUGUCAACACUUCUUCCCCAUUUUCCUCCUCAAAAAUGAAGAUGUUUCUUCUACAAGCCACCUUUCUACUCUUGCCCCAUCUUAAUGCACAAUUAUUAUUCUGUCAGAAUGAAUCUUCCAUUACAAAAGAAUGAAGAUUUCUCUACUGGGGAAGAUGAUGUAUUUUGUUUUUUCAGAGUAUGUGUAGCCAGGCCUCUUCAGCCAUUGUCAUCUCUCAACUCAGAGACAGACCAUUAUCACAGAUACUGCACAUGAAGGAAUCAAUGGAUUAGCUACUCAGCCUGUAUAAAUUGUUACUACUACAUUGACUUCAGCUGAGCUUUUACAGUUUACAGGUUGAGGAUAUGAACCUUUCCUGGAAAGUGUCUUAACUUUUCAGAAAUCUCUCAACUGAAAGGGAUAGGAAGAUGAGUUAAUCACAAUAGCCAUAUUGCCAGCUAUACUUUUUUCCCUAAAGUUGAUUUACAAUAGAAAGUUAUUAAAUAAAAUGAAUCAAUUUUAUAUUCAACUAGAUUUUUUUAUUACGUUAAAGUUUACAAAACUUCUAUUUUAUGGUUGUCCUACACCCACAAAAAUACUCAAAAGGAGAGGUUUACUUGAUUAAGUGGUAUACUAAAGGGGCUUUUUUAAAACAAAGUUAGAGCUAAACCCAAAAGUUCCCUCUCCUACCCAAGGAUCUCUCAGACUUCAGAACAAUUUACCUAUACCUUUACCUAUACCUGUACCAUGCUAUAAGCGUAGUUUCUGUGAGACAGUGAUCAGCCUACCAGACUUUUUCCUGUAGAUGUUCUUAGGACAAGCAAAUACUAUUAUUUGGAGCUGAAGGUUGAAAUGCUAUGGCAGAGACAUAAAUGGCUAAAGCUGAAACUGCUCUGUUUGACUGGGCAGCCAAACUUCUUUCCUGUUUUUUUUUUUUUUUUUUUUUCAAAUUUAGGCUCAAUUAAAGGGUUUUUUUUUUCUAUUUCUAUUAUAGAUCUCACUUUCUAAUAAAUCGGUGCAUGCUUAUCUUUUUUAACAAGGAUUUUUUGCAGGGUGAUACAGGGGAGCAACAGGGUUGGACCCUAGGACUUGUAACUGACCAAGAUAAAAGAAUAUAGCUGAUCAAAUACCAGCUUUGCCCCACUCCUGUGCUUUCUGUCAAGUCAUUGAGAGCCUGUUCAUGCUUAGAUGGGUUGAAAUUUGUUAAUUGUGCAAGAUUGAUUACAUACUUUUAUGCCACUGUCCACAUGUCAAUAGUAACUGCAAUCCAAUGCCUACCUCACAGGGAUGUUGUGAGGAGUAAUCACUGUAUGUUCAGUGCCCUGAAGAUGUAAAGUGCCAUGUUUCUGUUGAAUAUUAUUUAAAAAAAAUCUAA
Molecule: messenger RNA, 2758 nt
Organism: Rhea pennata
Lineage: Eukaryota; Metazoa; Chordata; Aves; Rheiformes; Rheidae
Gene: MIMS1
Product: family with sequence similarity 210 member A
Exons: 5
Coding region: 334-1161 (275 amino acids)
Cellular component (GO): mitochondrion
Source: RefSeq, a predicted model, not a curated record